CUUCAGGUUGAAUAAAUAUAAUAUUUGGAGAUUUUAUUCCAAAUAUUUUUUUCUUCACAUACUUGCAUUUAAAGCAUUAAAAUAUCUAAAAUUCAGGGUCUAAUAAUGAUAAUGAUGACAAACAAGAUACUCCUUAAAAUUUAUUUUAUGAGAAAAAUGUGUCCACUAGAUGGUGCAAAUUUUUGGCACAUUCAAAGCAUGCAGCAAUGUGCCACACAUACAAUUUCCCACGGGGACGCCUUACUAUAAUUAAUAUUUAUAUGUAUAUUUUAGGCUGAAUUUUUUUUACUUAUUAAAUAUUAAUAUUUGGGAUUUCGUUCAAAGUACUUUUGCGUUUCUGUUUCUUUCUUCAUUAAAAAAUAAUUAUUGACUCAUUUAAAGUGGGGGGGAAAUAUUAAUACAUCCUAUAUAAUCCAACCCAAAAUAUAUUUUAAAUUUGAUAUGUAUAUUUUAGGCUGAGUAAAUAUAAAUAUCAAAUAUUUAUUUGGGAAUUUUAUUAGAAAUAUAUAUUUUUUGUUUUUCAUACUAGCAUUUAAAGAUUGAGUGAUUGUGUAGUUUAAAGUGGAUAGAAAUAUGACUUUGCUCAUAUUUUUGCCCAUUUUAGGGCCUAAAAACAUUAAUAGUAUACUCUGAAAUCUAUUUUGUGGAGGUUUUCUUUAAGGGAUUUGUGGGAACCCGCCCUUAAAGCCUUAAAAUCGCCCCAAAAAUAUAAUUUGACUCAUUUAAAGUAGUAAUAUAAAUUAUGAAUUGAUCAUAUUUUUACCCACGUCAGAGCCUUAUAGUAAUAAUAAUAGGAUAAUACUCUUUCAAAUUUAAUUUUAUGGAGAUUUAAAAAGAAAACAAAUGAUUUUUUUGUAAUCAGAAUGGCCUUUAUUGGGUUUAAAAAUCACCCAAAAUAUAAAAAACAUUUCAUGUGUGUUAUAUUGGAUCUCAUCAGAUUGCGUAGACAUUCCUAAUAUUGUGGUAGAUUAGACGAGCAAAUCAGUAAUCCAGAUGAUGGUGAGGAUUAACAUGUUCACUUUUUUAUUUGCUGAGUGUGUGCAUGCGUGCGUGUGUGUUCCUGCGUGUGUUGUGGCGUCACAAUUAGCUGCAUCCCUAAUCUUUACCCGCAUCGCGUCCUUUUCGAUGAAGGAUUUUCCCGCAAAUGGGAUUAGUGGCAGGGUGGCUGGAUUAAAUUACAUCACAAUAAACCUUGACGCAGAAUGGGCGUUACAAAGAAACAUUCAGUCUUUGGAGGUAGUAGCCCCUUUUACACUGCUUUUUUUACACUUAAUUUUACUGCUCUCUUUAAAUAGCGCUGACACGGUAUCAAAGUCGAACGAGCAAUUUUCCAAUUUUCUUUCCCCCCCUAAUGUCUCUGUUUUGUAUAAAUGGGAAUAACACGGAAUGGCGGUACAAAUUUGACUCAACAGAUUUCCGACUUUAGCGCUAGCAGUCCCUUGCACGACCCAUCAAAGCCAAAUAUUUUCCCUUUUUGCCCGUCUCGCUGUUCGGUAUAAACCGCACUAACACGGAAUGGGGGUACGAAGUCAUCGCAGCACUUUUCUACCUCGGCGGUAGCAGCCCCGUUUUUUCCCCCCAGCUUCUUCCCCCAUGUCACUUUUAUGUAUAAACAGUACUGACAUGGAAGGGGAGUAUAAAAUCCUUUUUUAUCAAUUUUUCCGCCUUUGGAGGUCGUAACCGGCAGAAUGGGAGUACCAAGUCGGCCCAGGAAUUUCCCGACGCCUUUCCUCCCCACUCUUUGAUCGUCGUCCCAGCGUCCAAAGUUGGAGCAAAGGUCUGAUUACAGUUCCUUGUCAUCUACUAGCAGCGACAUGUGGAUGCACGACCUCCAGCGGGACCCCUUCCUGGUGAGCGUGCACUUGAUCGCAGACCCGGGCGAGGGCAGCGUCCUUCAGCACGCGGCUGACGGCGUGCUGAGGUGGCUCCACCCCGAGCUGCAGCUUUUCAGGGUGUCGGAGCGCGCCACCUCCUCCGAGUGCCCCCGACCCAAGCAGCGCCAUAUGCACCGGGGGGGUGCCCCCCAACCGGCACUGGCGGUAAUUUUGUUCCUCUUGCAAGGCGACGGGGGCAGGGAGAAGCUGGGGCACCCACCUUGGCAGUACCAUCACAGCGAGAAGGUGAGCCGAGGGCGGCAGUCGGGGGCGGCGUCCAGACAGGAUUUUUUCACACUGGGACCCAGCACCCCGCUGUGGGCCCUUAGGAGGGUGCACUGUGGUAAAGGGACACUGCGUUUGACGCUGUACUGUUGCUAUGACAACUAUGUCCACACGGUGCGCUUGUACAAGCGUCUGCUGGGCCGCCGGGUGGCCCACAAGACGCCCGACUUCUGCUUCCUGGUGGUGUAUGCCAACCCUCUCCUGGAGGUCCAGAUGGCUUUCAGGAGGCUGCCCAGAGGGAGGAGCCCGGCCCCGCUGGACUCAGCCUUGCUUGAAGUGAGGGUGCAAGAUGUGGGGGCCCUGGUGCCACUCCUGCCCAAUGCGUGCAGGCCCAUUAGUGCCAUGAGGUGGCAGACGCAAGACUACGACGGAAAUAAAAUACUACUGCAGGUGCAAGGUGCUGACAGGAGCCAUCACCAUCAUCCUCAUCAUCAUCCCCAUCGGGCAACGCCCAACCACAGGGUCCCGCAUCAUCAGGCGUCACUGCGCUCCCUCCCUUUAUGCGGCAACGAGCACUUCUGGGGCUGCUGGGGAAAUGGCGGACGCUCCGACUCACUCUUCUCGCUGCCCAACCUUAGCUCAUCACCCGUUCCCCCGGCCAGCCCCCCCCGCCGGGAACGCCGCGGCCGCUCCCUGCGGCGGAGCGCUUCCUUUGUUCCGCCUUUCCGCCUCAACGUGGACACCCUGGUGGGCGCAGAGGAGACUGACGUAGACACGGGGACCACGGUCAGAGCGGGCGGCGUUGACCUCAGCGUGGUGUCGGCGUACGUCUACCAAGCUGGCCCACCAGCGCCCCGCUCGCGGCAUCUCUAUCCAGAGCAUGUGACAGCCCUGCCAGAGCGGACAAAGGAUGGGAAAGGCUCCACGGGACCCCUCAAUGGGGGAGACCAUGAAGCGCUUGAAGAAGGCUGCGCAGAGGAAGACCUCGAGGAAUUCUACAUUUGAUGUGUAGCACUAUGCUGCCCCCUGGUGUGAAUUAUUUGGAGUCAUUUAUUUCUGUUGUGCAAGUGGGCGGUUAUCAAGCACUGCUCCAAUGGCUCACACUGAAAAUAAAAGUACCUAAUUUGAUCAUGUACAUCAGUUGCAUGAUUUAAAUGUGAUAAAUUAAUGCAAAUUUCCCCUUUUCUUUUUGAAAAUAAUAAAAUGUCACAUUUUUUAACAUUUAA
Molecule: messenger RNA, 3325 nt
Organism: Phycodurus eques (leafy seadragon)
Lineage: Eukaryota; Metazoa; Chordata; Actinopteri; Syngnathiformes; Syngnathidae
Product: protein FAM124A
Exons: 4
Coding region: 1815-3104 (429 amino acids)
Source: RefSeq, a predicted model, not a curated record